UACAAUUCUUAUAUUCUUUGUAUAUUUUUUGAGUUCAUAAACUCUUCUGUGAAAUUUUUAAUUAUGUACCCACUUUAUAGUUCUACAGUUACAACUACGACGGUAUAUUAAAAGUAAAUAUAACCAAACACUAAAAUGUUGGGUUAGAGAUCGAUGAAAGUCACUUUUCAUAACUAGUAAAGUAGUACUACUAUUUUAGACGGGAAAAUGCUUUAUGUGAUAGUAGAAAUUAAGCAUUAAGGCGUCGGAAUUAACAAAUGUUAGUUAUGUGAUAUUUACUAAAUAUCUUACCAUAUUUGGAAACUAACGACAGAACAAUUAAUAAAGUGAAUUGCCGCAACUCCAAGUUCCUGUCUGACACGUGUAUUUAAUAAAUUCUCUUAUACUAUUUUCAUUGAUAAAAUAAUUUAUUCAAUUAGUAUUUUUACAGAAAGGCAUAUGGGCUAUUUGUACUAUGUAUUUUGUUCGAUCUACCUUCUUACUUUUUUGGGUAAAUAUCUUUCGUACAUAUCCAUUAAAAAUAUUACUUUUUCCUAUGAUCAUAAUAAGGUCUUUAAUAUCUUAAAAGAUUGUUUUAUCACUAAUAAAAAUAACUAAAUAAGAAAAGCAAAAUAUUAAGUAAGUGUUUUUUGUCAGAGGGACGCAGUCCUGUGAUGCGCCCAUUCAGUAUUUCCACAUGACAUCUGAAAAAGACUAAAAAUAAACUAUAAACAUGUACGGACAUGUUAAAAAAGGAAAUAUUAUUGAUAAUGGAAAUUUACCUAAAUCACACUAUACGUCUAAUAUUAUUUCACUCCUUUUUAUCCAAACAAUUCCAUUAAGUUUCCACUAUCCCCCAUAAUUAAACUAUGAAAAGAAUCAGUGAUUAAAGUUAUAUAUAUACACACAUAUGAACUAUAUCUAUAUAUACUCUUAACCUAGGAACUUUACAAGAACUUCAUUCUAUUUCGUUAGUUGCUUUUCUUUUUCCUUUCUCUACCUUUAUUAAAAUUAUACACAAAUACUAUUUUGUACUAGAAACUUGGUACUUACCAUAUAUUUAAUCUACCAAAAAUGUCUCGAAUUAAGAGGUGUGUGUGCAUAUAUAUAUCCUUAGUUUAUUCCUCGAAUAGAUUGUUGACUCUUGGCUCAACCUUACUCUCUUUCUAUUUCUACCUUUCUCUUUCCCCUUAUUCGCCCUCUCCGUCUACGUUUCUCUUUUGGUCUUGGUAAGAUCUACAAAAAACAAAACCCUAGAAAAGAGAAGAACCAGAGGAGAAUCAAUUAGAGAAUAAAAUUGAUGGGAAGAGGAAAGAUUGUGAUCCAAAGGAUCGAUGAUUCUACGAGUAGACAAGUCACUUUCUCCAAACGAAGAAAGGGUCUUAUCAAGAAAGCCAAAGAGCUAGCUAUUCUCUGCGACGCGGAGGUCGGUCUCAUCAUCUUCUCUAGUACCGGAAAGCUCUAUGACUUUUCCAGCUCCAGCAUGAAUUCAGUUAUUGAUAGAUACAACAAGAGCAAGAUUGAACAACAACAACUAUUAAACCCCGCAUCGGAAGUAAAGUUUUGGCAGAGAGAAGCUGCAGUUCUAAGGCAAGAAUUGCAUGCUUUGCAAGAAACCCAUCGACAAAUUAUGGGGGAACAACUAAAUGGUUUGAGCGUCAACGAGCUAAACAAUCUUGAGAAUCAACUUGAGAUAAGUUUGCGUGGAGUUCGUAUGAAAAAGGAACAAAUGUUGACUCAUGAAAUCCAAGAACUAAGCCAAAAGAGGUACCUCAUACAUCAGGAAAAUGUUGAAUUGUCAAGAAAAGUACAAAGGAUUCAUCAAGAAAAUGUGGAGCUCUACAAGAAGGCUUAUACAACAAACACAAACGGGUUUACACACCGUGAACUAGUUGUCGCGGAUGAUGAAUCACACACUCAGAUUCGGCUGCAGCUAAGCCAACCGGAGCAUUCCGAUUAUGAGACCCCACCAAGAGGAAGCGAAUAACAGCAUGUGAUUGAAGUUCGAAGAUACCAUGAUGUUGAAGAACAAACCAAAGUUUUGGUUUGAAUAAUUGGAAACAAAGAAGAAACCUCAAGAAACCAAGCAUGUUUCUUCUCAUCAAUCAUAUAUAUAUUUUUCUCAUUCUCUUGUGCAUUUGAAUUAUAUAAUUGAAGCAUAUAUAAUACAGAAGAAAUACAAGUAAACCGGUGUUUGUUAUACUCAUCCUGAGUAUAUAUUAAUAUGUUGUCUUUUUUUUAUAACCA
This is a messenger RNA of Brassica napus (rape), 2226 nucleotides long. RefSeq names its product agamous-like MADS-box protein AGL21. NCBI's taxonomy places the organism in Eukaryota, Viridiplantae, Streptophyta, Magnoliopsida, Brassicales, Brassicaceae. Gene Ontology annotation, cellular component: nucleus. The transcript is spliced from 8 exons. The coding region runs from base 1280 to 1966 and encodes 228 amino acids. Gene Ontology annotation, biological process: positive regulation of transcription by RNA polymerase II. Gene Ontology annotation, molecular function: DNA-binding transcription factor activity, RNA polymerase II-specific; protein dimerization activity; RNA polymerase II cis-regulatory region sequence-specific DNA binding. The record is from RefSeq and is a predicted model, not a curated record.